Messenger RNA from Periconia digitata, 784 nucleotides. The record is from the annotation of a GenBank genome assembly. NCBI's taxonomy places the organism in Eukaryota, Fungi, Ascomycota, Dothideomycetes, Pleosporales, Periconiaceae.
GUACGUACGGGUGCGGCAUGCAUCUGCUAUCUGACCGUUGGUCGGCGUUCCUCUCACCUUAGCUUGCUUGCUGUUCUGACCUCCGAGGACCUUCGCCUCGACACCUGAAACCUGCACUGCGAAUAGCCGUUGGAGUGCUCGACUCGCAAACUCGCUUAUCUCCAAUUCGUCGGCUGACGCAAGCCGUGCUUUUCGUACCCAUCCAUCAACCGAGCAGCAUGUGUAUUCAUCUACGGAUAUACCAGCAAACCUUGUUUGAUUCCGCCAGCUAGUCGUGUGAGACAUUCGACGUGCGGGAUAUGCGCGCGGGCGGCCUACGUGGCGUGAUGAUGUUCUGUACAAUCUCCUUCACAUGUCUGGGGGGAGCAUGAGGCUUUGUCGGACGAGCAUUCACGCCAUGACGCUCGCUUUGGAAUUCACCUUUUUUCCCAUGCGGUGCCGUUCUGUAUGUCGCAACUAAUCAUGGACAAGGAGAGCAUCGUUCCAAGCGACGCCAAUAUUGAUUGCUCCGACCGCAAGUAACUUGAUGGGGAUACGCGAGACGGUUAUACAGCAAUAGUCGACAUGAGUCGAUGAUUGCCCUACCAGACAAGAUAUGCCAUGUUUCUGGGCUUGUUUAAUUCUCGAUAUCCAAGGACCAAGUCUCGGAACUAAGGCAGUGCUUGUGCAUGUCGGAGGCAAACGAUACUUGCUUGGGCCUGACAGCCGAGCAUGGCCAUCAGAGACGAGGAUCUCGAUGUGGAAGAUGCCGAUAGAUGGCGCGGAGCAGACUAAAUCUCACUAG